GCAGCUCCACUGCUCUCGCGCUGCUGAACAUCCACAGCUACGGACUGACGCACAGUGACCGGAGCCACUUGGCCACAGAAGUGAAAGGAUGUCGCCGCUGGGCUUCCGAAGCGCCGCAGAAACGGCUGGUGGUGGUCGGUGGUGAUCUGAAUUUCGACGACGGCGCUCAUUUAUCGCGUGAGGAUCCAGGGCGGACUCAGCGGCAUGGCGCUCGCACUGAUCAAGCCGUUCCGCGGCACUGGCAGCAGUUGCUUGGUUGUUUGAUGCAGAUCAAGACUGACCUCCCCGCGCGUUACGACGACGUACACCGUCUCAAAUCGUCAACGUUGGACAGGCUCUACGUCUCGGUGCCGCCCGAAGCCGUCUACGGCAUCUCCAUGCGCGCCUACCUCGCGACCGACCUGGCCACGCUUGCGGACAGAACGCUGAGCGACCAUGGCAUCCUCGUUCUGGUGCUGAGCAACGCCACGGAGCCCCUCUACGCCACUACGUUCGCGAAGGUCAUGGCGGUCACCGCGAUGCCCACUGAUCCGAUGGAGGCCUGGAAGAUCACCAAAGCCAACAUCGCCAUAGCCGCGCGCAUCACGCGCGACGUGCUGACCCGAGAGCGGUACUUCAGCACUUCUGCCCGUGCGCACUGGCGCGAGGAUGGACGCACCCUCAGCAUGUUGGUGCACUCCGCUCCGAUGCUUGCGGCCUACUUCGCGACUUCCGCAGCUGGCUGCAUCCUCUCGGACUCCGGGGGUUUCGCGGCUGCGGUUCGCGUGGCGGCCUCUGCAGUGCUCGCGUGGGACCGCCAGGCCGCGCUGGAUGACGGCCGACCCCCCGGCAUGGCUGCUGCGCUGCGCGCCCACUGGGGGCCGAUCUUCGCAGCCCAGGAGGCCCCCAUAAGCGACGUCCACAACUACAUGCACUGCCACUUCCCCAGGUUGCCAGACAUUGAGUUGCCGCUGCCAGAUAUCGAAGACAUGGAAAGGGCCGCCCGCCGCGCUCGGCCCCCAGCGCCGGGCCCUGACGGCAUCCCCUACUCAGCGUGGAUGCGGGCACCUGGCGCCCUCCAGCACCUGCACGCCGCCAUGCUUGCCCUCGUGAGCGGGGCGUGCCCUCCAGAGGGGCUCAACAACUCGUGGCUCCAAUUUGCCCACAAAGCUGCCGACGCACCCUCGGCCGCGCAGGUGGCGCGGGAGCCCGGCAAGACCCGCCGGCUCGCCCUCAAAAACUCCGACGCAAAGCUGAUGGCAGCGUCGGCCAACCACUACCUCUCGGCGGUCGCGGAGCGGCGCGUGUCGAGCCCGCAGCGCGGCUUCGUCAGGGGUCGGAACAUCCUGGAGAACGUGCGGAGGUUGGAUGCGCAGGCGCGGGCUGCCACGCUCGACUCCGCCGAGGCGCUCGCUCGGCGACGGCCGUGCCUGGUCUCUUUCGACGUGGCCGCGGCGUUCCCCAGCCUUGCUUGGGCGUGGCUCUUCGCGGCACUCCCA
Molecule: messenger RNA, 1478 nt
Organism: Prorocentrum cordatum
Lineage: Eukaryota; Dinophyceae; Prorocentrales; Prorocentraceae
Source: the annotation of a GenBank genome assembly